AUGGAGCCGCGUGAUGACCCUGGGGGCGGAGAAGUCCCUGGGGUCGGUUAUAAUGUAACAAUAUCAAAUGAAUCUGGAAUGGAAACCGAUCGAUCCGUUAAAUCUAGCAGUGGUGCUCGAAAACGUAGAGCCACUGUCAAUAAGCAUUGCUCUAAAUGCCAUAAAAAAAGACGAAAUCGGAGACGAAAUGAGGGCAAAGAAAUAAAACCAAACGAAUGUGAUUGCAUACCUGUGUUUAAUAAUAACACUAACACCCAAAGUAUUACUCCUCCCCAAUUCACUGACUCGCAACUGAAUUCCAAUAAGUCCAAUCAGUACAAAAAACCAGAAUCGGUAGCUAGAUUAAGUUAUCAGGUAAGUGAUGCAGCACCAUAUGUUGUUCAUGUGCAAAAAAUACAGCAAGCUCCUAACGAUAAUGUUACAGUUCACCCUAUCGCUUUUGGUCGUUUUUUAAAAAGGAAUUCUAUCCACAACAUCGUUAACGGAAGCUUAAAAAGAAUUGGCCGUAAUAGACUGUCUCUGUCUUUUAAUAAUUACCAAGACGCAAAUUCUUUCUUAAACAGCCCUGCUCUGCAAUCCGCCGAGUAUAAGGUUUUUAUCCCAACGUUUACUGUGACCCGUAUGGGUGUUGUAAGAGGCAUACCUGCUGAGUGAUCAGAUGAAGAAGUUAUGGAAAAUAUUAAUUUACUUGUUGGAUGCGGUCCGAUUUUAAAAGUAAGAAGAAUGAGACGGCGUAUCAUUACUAGUAAUGGCACUGAAUUUAAGGCUACUGAAACUCUGGUUCUCACCUUUGAUGGGCAAAUUCUACCUAAGCGAAUUUUUAUUUGCUACACUGCUCUCCCAGUGGAUCUUUACAUUUUCCCCACAAUACAAUGUUACAAUUGUUGCAGAUUUGGUAAUGUAAAAGCAUUAUGUAGGUCAAAACCAAAAUGUUUCAAGUGUGGCCAAGACCAUACUGCUGACCAGUGCUCUAUCCUAGAGGAAGAUGCACAUUGUUGUUUAUGCCAGGGUUCCCAUUUUGCCACAAGUAAAAGAUGUCUAGAAUUUGAGCGCCAAAAAGCCAUUAAAGAAACUGUGGCCAAGAGCUGUAUUUCGUACGGUGAAGCAUCUAAAAUUCAUGCACCCAUUUCUAAAAUAUCUUAUGCUGAUGCUUUACUUUCUUCUUCCAAUGUCGGGGCUUCUACUAUUUCUACUCCUCGAUAUGAACAGCCUCAUAAACAACCUUUCAGUAACUCUUACAAAAAGACUGUUUUUCUUAAACCAAAAUCUAUUCCUGAGCUA
This is a messenger RNA of Bombyx mandarina (wild silkworm), 1281 nucleotides long. RefSeq lists its product as uncharacterized. The record is from RefSeq and is a predicted model, not a curated record. Lineage: Eukaryota; Metazoa; Arthropoda; Insecta; Lepidoptera; Bombycidae.